This is a messenger RNA of Ochotona curzoniae (black-lipped pika), 1062 nucleotides long. RefSeq names its product RAB27B, member RAS oncogene family (gene RAB27B). NCBI's taxonomy places the organism in Eukaryota, Metazoa, Chordata, Mammalia, Lagomorpha, Ochotonidae. Gene Ontology annotation, biological process: positive regulation of exocytosis; melanosome transport. The record is from RefSeq and is a predicted model, not a curated record. Gene Ontology annotation, cellular component: melanosome; secretory granule. Gene Ontology annotation, molecular function: GTPase activity; GTP binding. Bases 134 to 790 code for a protein of 218 amino acids. The transcript is spliced from 6 exons.
GUAGAAGUCUGGGUUGUUGCUGCUGGGUUUAGCCCAAGGAGUCGGGGGCUAGGACGGGCAGUUACGGCUCUGCAAUCUGCCCCCAGCCCUCUCCACGGAAACUUCGCAAGUCUGGCCCAGCAAGACCAUCACUAUGACCGAUGGGGACUAUGAUUAUCUGAUCAAACUCCUAGCCCUUGGAGAUUCGGGGGUCGGAAAGACAACGUUUCUCUAUAGAUACACAGAUAAUAAAUUCAAUCCCAAAUUCAUCACUACAGUAGGAAUAGACUUUCGGGAAAAACGUGUGGUUUAUAAUACACAAGGACCAAAUGGAUCUUCAGGGAAGGCAUUCAAGGUACAUCUUCAGCUUUGGGACACUGCAGGACAAGAACGGUUCCGGAGCCUCACCACUGCAUUUUUUAGAGAUGCCAUGGGCUUCUUGUUGAUGUUUGACCUCACCAGUCAGCAGAGCUUCUUGAACGUCAGGAACUGGAUGAGCCAACUGCAAGCAAAUGCUUACUGUGAGAACCCAGAUAUAGUAUUAAUUGGCAACAAGGCAGACCUGCCAGACCAGAGGGAAGUUAAUGAACGGCAAGCCCGGGACUUGGCUGAGAAAUACGGCAUACCAUAUUUUGAAACAAGUGCAGCAACUGGACAGAAUGUGGAGAAAGCUGUAGAAACCCUUCUGGACUUGAUCAUGAAGCGAAUGGAGCAGUGUGUGGAGAAGACACAAAUUUCUGACACUGUUAAUGGCGGAAAUUCUGGAAAGCUUGAUCGGGAAAAGCCGACAGAGAAGAAAUGUGCCUGCUAGACUCUGAGGAGGAACUGAUGGUCAUGAGCCCUACCCAAAUAUCACUUCCAAAUACAACAGCAGACCACAAAAUCGUUGUUGAGUAGAUCAUCAACAACGCCAUUUCUUUCUUUCUCUGCUACAAAAUCUAUUUUAAGAGGUCAGAAUAGUCAGCAGUGCUCAGAAGAAUUGACUAGUUAUCCUUGAGGCCCCUCAAAACAAAACAUUUGCUAAGGUGACCUCACCAUCAUGGAAACGCCAUCUGUUUUUCUUAUAAAGAAGAUAAGCAUAUA